ACAAAAUAGAGUUUUACACAGAGGAGAACACAUGUUGUUUCUUCUGAUACAAGUUAUCUGUGUAAACACCCUGACCUAAAACAUCAUAAGUUCCGCGUUGGGCUCGUUUCGAUUGUACGAACAUGUCAUCCACUAAAAUGAAGAGGAAACUUGAAGAGAUGAGCGUUGAUGAGUUUCUAGAGAAUGGUAUUGAUUCCAGCGAUGAUGAAGAAAACAUUGUUGAAGAGAAAGCAAUAUCAACCACAAAGAAGAUGAAGAGUGGAAAAAAAUCUGUUGCGCAUCAACACAAGAACUCUUUGGAAAAGUUAAAAAAAUCUGAUCCUGAAUUUUACCAGUUUCUGCAGGAAAAUGAUGAAGAACUUUUGAACUUUGACCCAAACGAGAUGAGCUCUGAUGAAGACGAUCCUAUUCAUAAACCACCAUCUAGUUUACAAGAAGCAAGUGAGGAUAGUGAUGAAGAAGUGGAGUUGGAAAAAGAAAGCAAGUCUUCUAAGAUAAAUCGCAACCGAGGCAAACCAGUCACUCUCAGUAUGAUAAGCAGAUGGACACAGGCAUUGAAGGAAACUUACUCUCUUAAAGCAUUCCAUGAAGUUACUCGUGCCUUCAAAGCGGCUGUAAGGGAAACCAGCUCAGAAAAGGAGAAGAGAGGAUUUGCAAGAUAUAGAGUUGAAGGUAGUGAAGUUUUCAACGCUCUCAUCAAUAUGUGUGUCCGCCAUGUUGCCAACACUCUACAACAUGCCCUGAACCUACAAGAAAAUAAGGAGAAAAAACUGCUUCGUCCGGCAACAUCAAAGAAAUGGAAGAGAGUGGAAGGGGAUGUUAAAACAUAUUUGACAGAUAUGAUUAAGCUUGUCGGCCAGGUGACAGAGCCCUCUAUAAUCAGUGUUGUCCUCCGUCACAUCAAUUCAAUGAUUCCUUAUGCCUCCUGCUUUUCCAAAGUAGCAACGACACUUAUAAAGAAACUUGUUCAGAUUUGGAGCACUGGGGAGGAAUCUGUCCGAAUUCUUGCAUUUCUGUCACUGUACAAGAUCACACGCUACAUGCCGAAAACCAGACUGGAGUUUAUCUUAAAGCAAAUGUACCUUGCGUUUGUACGAAAUUCAAAAUUCACAUCCGUCACUACUCUACCACUGAUCAACUUCAUGCAGCGCUCUAUAACCGAGAUGUUUGGUAUCAAUGUAGCCGUGACCUAUCAGCAUGGAUUUGUGUACAUACGUCAACUUGCUAUCCACUUGCGCAAUGCUAUCACCGUGAAAGAAAAGGAUACCUACCAGUCUGUGUACAAUUGGCAGUAUAUUCAUUGCCUGACCUUGUGGUGUCGUGUUCUUGGUACGAUCCAGCCAUGCGAUGCCCUACAACCUCUCAUUUAUCCUUUGGUCCAGACAGCUGUUGGGGUCAUCAAAUUGAUACCAUCUGAACGAUAUUAUCCUCUGAGAUUUCAUGUUGUAAGAGCUUUGAACCUUUUAUCGGACUCAACAGGUACAUUUGUGCCCCUUUUGCCUUUCAUAUCAGAGGUUCUUGAACAAACAAAAUUUAACAAUAAGAACUCCAGUGUCAGUAUAAAGCCGAUAAAUUUUGCUGUGAUAUUAAAGCUGUCAAAGCCCCAACUAAAUGAGAGAGCUUUCAGGGAUGGUGUAAUUGAACAGGUGUGCGACUUACUCCUGGAUCACAUGCAAAUUCACAGUCAUUGUAUUGGUUUUCCAGAACUUGCGUUGCCAGCAGUCAUCCAGUUGAAGCGAUUUUUAAAAACCUGCAAAGUGACCAAUCAUAGCAAACCCAUCAAAAUAAUUCUUGAGAAAAUUCAGGAGAAUAUUGCCAUGGUAACAAAGAAACGUGACACGGUGACAUUUAGCAUAGCAGAUAGUCAAGCUGUUUCUAAGUGGGAGAAGAAUUUGAAAGACCAGUUAACACCCUUAAUGAAACACUACACAAUGUACAAGAGGCAGAGGCAGCAAGAACUCCUGGCAGAGGAAGCUGGCAAAGACAGGCUAAUUGAUGAUGAAAUACCAACAAUUGAAAGGAAAGAGAAGCAGAAAAAGGAAGACAGAGUGGAGUUUAGUGACCUUUUCAACUCUGGAAGUGAUUCUGAAGAUGAUAUAUUAGAGAGAGCAGAAAGGAAACUUCAAAGGAAGAUGCAGAAUUUGUCAGAGUCUGAUGAGUCUGAAGAUGACCUGAGUGAUCUUGAUGACAUCGGAACCUCUGAUCUUGAAGACUUAUCAGAAGAUGAGGAAAGUGGUGAGGAAAAUGACGAGGAAGAGGAAAAACCUGCUGGAAGAAGGAAAAAAGAAAGAACAGCUCAAACAAAUUUUAAGAUAAAUGGAAUGAAAAGUAAAGAGAAAUAUCAACCAAGUAAUUCUGGCAAUGAUGCUGAAGAUAUUGUAGAGGACUUCCAUUUCUCAUCUGAUUCUGAAGAUGACUAAGGAUUAGUCCUACUAUUAAUCAUUAUAGGAUACAUUACUUCAUAGAGCAAAACAUUCUUAAGUUACAUUUGAUUUUACUCAACCAAUUCAUAUCUAUUUGUGGAAUUUUUUUAAUAAGAAUGGCCAUCGGAGAUGAAUACAAGAGUCAUAUAGCCACAUACUCAUUGCAAAAAUGUCAUCAAAAAAUUAGCAUUUUAAUACCAAACAUGAAAUAUGGAUUAUUAAUAGGGAGGUUUCGAUUGGGAACACAUACAGUUAAGCCGGGCACUGACUGCGUCGCACAAUGGUAGCAGUCGGAAUGGAUCGUCAUUAAAAACGAUCCGUUGGGCACAUCUUCGCGUUGCAUUCUUCACAGAAUCGCGUCAGCCGACAACCGUCAUGCGCAGUGAGUGCCCGACUUUAGUAUGACAUGUACGUCAUCAUUUAUGACUUCAUACGCCGGUUGCUAUCUACUGUGUGGACGACACGCAUAUCUCACUCAUUACACGUAAGUGAAAAAUGCAUAGGAAAAGUUUGUAUUUCUAAUAGAAUCUUCGUUUUUUUUCACAUUUUACAGCAAGUUUUAAAAAAUAAAUGUAUCUUUAAUACGUACAUGCUAUUUUUGUGACUUUUUUUGAGGUAGUAAAAAACGUUGGUGGUUGGUGGUGUCAGGAUUUUCCUGUAGGCCUAGUUAGGGUCCUCCCCAGCUCGGUCUAUAGUAGCCAGGCUUUUUUGGGCCACAAAAUGACCAACUCUUCUGGGCAACAAGGGAAGGAGUAUUAUUUGGCUACCACUUCCAAUUUCCAAAACCUUGCAUACUAAAAUUUAGGCAAUGCCAAAAUUUGAUUUUGAGAAGCAUGAUGAUAGAAGAAAGUGGAAUAAGCCUAGCCUAGGCUAGGCCUAAGGCCCUACGCUUAAAUUUCACUGUCAUUGGGAAAAGCACAGCAUGGCUACAAACCGUUAUGUAUAGCUAAACCUAUGCGUACAUGUAUUCAUUUGUGUGUGAAACCUCUCUAAUAUUGAUAGAUGGCAUUACAAGUUUUAUAUUGGUCUUUAAAUCAUGUUCCUAGGUAUGAGUUCAAUCAAGGUAAUAUUUGGAAAUUCUGACGGCUGAAAACUUAUUUUGGAGAUACCUCACCUGAAAAUGCACUUAACUAUAAUACAAUUUAUAUUUUUUGGUAAAAUAUAUGAAUUACUAGUUGUAAUGUGUUUUAGAUGUUUAAAAAAAAAUCCCUCUAUGUUCAUUAAAGUAUUCUAUAUACAAAUAAAACAACCAAAGCUCUUAAUUA
Messenger RNA from Anneissia japonica, 3688 nucleotides. Its product is annotated as nucleolar complex protein 2 homolog. Gene Ontology annotation, molecular function: transcription corepressor activity; histone binding. Gene Ontology annotation, cellular component: nucleoplasm; Noc1p-Noc2p complex; nucleolus. Lineage: Eukaryota; Metazoa; Echinodermata; Crinoidea; Comatulida; Comatulidae. The coding region runs from base 123 to 2420 and encodes 765 amino acids. Gene Ontology annotation, biological process: negative regulation of transcription by RNA polymerase II; ribosomal large subunit biogenesis. The transcript has 17 exons. The record is from RefSeq and is a predicted model, not a curated record.